AACCUUUCCUUCUAAGUUCUAACCCUGCCCAGCCACCACCACCUCUCUCAGCCAUGAAGAACAACACCUUCACCAUCUCUUCCUCCUUCCUCAACCUCCCAUGGGUUACCAACUCAAAUUGGGCUGCCACCACCAUUGCUGAAUUAUCAUCCCACACCUUCACCCACCCAACCACUGCACUCCUUCUCUUAGUCUCCCUCCUCUACUUUCUCAUCCAAUCCUGUUUCGACACCCAUAAAAAAAUUAACCCUACGCCUGCCCUUCUCCCACCAGGUCCAUUACCAUGGCCCAUUUUGGGUUCCCUCCCAGAACUGUACAGAAACAAACCUGCCUUCAAAUGGAUACUUGGUCUCAUGAAAGGAAUGAACACUGAUAUUGCAUGUAUCCGUCUUGGUAACAUCCAUGUCAUCCCUGUAACCUGCCCAGAUCUAGCUCGUGAGUUCUUGAAGAAGUAUGAUUCAGUUUUUGCUUCAAGACCCAUUUCAAUGGGUACAGAAUACUCAAGCCGUGGCUUCUUAUCCAUAGCUGUUUCACCUUGGGGUGACCAAUGGAAGAAGAUGAGAAGAGUUGUGGCUUCUGAAGUUAUCACUCCAGGGAGACUCAGGUGGCUCCAUGACAAGAGAAUUGAAGAAGCUGAUAACCUGGUUCGCUUUGUUUAUAACCAGUGUAACACUAUUGGUGGUGGUGGUGCAAUUGUGGAUGUAAGGGUUGCAGUGAGACAAUAUAGUGGGAAUGUUAUAAGAAGGUUGAUGUUCAAUAAGAGAUAUUUUGGUGAAGGAAGGGAAGAUGGUGGGCCAGGUGUUGAAGAAGAAGAAUAUGUUGAUGCAGUGUUUACUGUGUUAUCUUUGCUGUAUGCUUUCUGUGUUUCUGAUUACUUGCCUUGGUUGAGAUGGUUAGAUUUGGAUGGGCAUGAGAAGAAAAUGAAGAAGGCUAUUAAGGUUGUUAACAAGUAUCAUGAUGCUGUGAUUAAUGAGAGAUUAAGAGAAUGGAGAGAUGGGAAAGAGGGUUGGUGUGAUCCAAAGAGGCAACCUGAGGAUCUCCUUGAUGUACUUAUUUCAGUUAAGGAUGAUAAAGGGAAGCCAUUGUUAUCAACUGAGGAGGUCAAAGCUCAAGCAGCGGACUUGAUCUAUGCGUCAAUAGACAACCCAUCAAAUGCAGUGGAAUGGGCACUAGCGGAGAUGAUAAACCAACCCGAAAUCAUCCAAAAAGCUAUAGAAGAAAUAGACCGGGUGGUCGGAAAGGAGAGAUUGGUUCAAGAAUCCGAUUUCCCAAAGCUCAACUAUGUCAAGGCUUGUGCAAGGGAAGCCUUUAGGCUCCACCCAAUAGCCCCCUUCAACCUCCCACAUGUUUCAAUCUGUGACACCACCGUUGCGGGCUACUUCAUCCCAAAGGGUAGCCAUGUGUUGCUGAGCCGGUUUGGGUUGGGCCGGAACCCUAAGGUUUGGGAUGAGCCACUCAAGUUUAAACCAGAACGCCACUUGAAAGAUGGUUUGGAGGUGGAUCUAAUUGAACCGAAACUACAGUUUAUCUCUUUCAGCACGGGGAGGCGUGGGUGCAUGGGGAUCUCACUUGGUACUUCUAUGACUGUUACGUUGUUCGCUAGACUUUUGCAAGGGUUCAGCUGGGAAGUGCCACCGGGUGAGUCAUGCAUUGACCUUGCCGAGUCGACUGGUGAUCUUUUCUUGGCUAAACCGCUACAUGUGCUUGCGAAGGCCCGGUUGCCCAAGCAUGUCUACCCGGCCAACUGAACCGGGCCCUAAUUUGGUCAGUGCUUUUAAUGGAUCCCACGAGUCACUUUGGCUAAGGUUAGAGAGAGAGAGAGAGAGAGAGAGACAGGGGGAGGAGGCUAUGUAAAAAUAUGCAUAUAUUUUUUUCUUUUUGUGUGUGUGUUUGGUGCAAAGGAAAUGAGAGUAAGUUAUUGAAAAUAAAAUGUUCUUCUCUAUUGGAAUCA
Macadamia integrifolia is the source of this 1951-nucleotide messenger RNA. RefSeq names its product tryptophan N-monooxygenase CYP79A68-like. NCBI's taxonomy places the organism in Eukaryota, Viridiplantae, Streptophyta, Magnoliopsida, Proteales, Proteaceae. Gene Ontology annotation, molecular function: oxidoreductase activity, acting on paired donors, with incorporation or reduction of molecular oxygen; heme binding; iron ion binding. The transcript has 2 exons. The coding region runs from base 54 to 1748 and encodes 564 amino acids. The record is from RefSeq and is a predicted model, not a curated record.